Messenger RNA from Mesitornis unicolor (brown roatelo), 979 nucleotides. RefSeq names its product collagen alpha-1(XIX) chain-like. The annotation marks the transcript as partial. Lineage: Eukaryota; Metazoa; Chordata; Aves; Mesitornithiformes; Mesitornithidae. The transcript has 8 exons. The record is from RefSeq and is a predicted model, not a curated record.
UCAGAUUUGUAGCUGAUUGUUCACAUGUGUCCAGGAGGAGAUGAAGUACACUGGUUCGUGCUUGGUUUGGCUUUGUAUGGCAGUCUUCCUCCUCCUUCCUGUUUCUACUUCUGUGGCUGUCAGUGAUCACACAGGUGCCGUGUGUCCUUUGAUGAAAACAGUUGUCCAUCAUCUCAAGCAAACGACCACAGACAGUCUUGGUGUUUCAGGGUUUGAUCUGGCAGAAAGCUUUUCUUUGAGGAAAACAUCUUGUGGAGGGGAAAAGAUCUGUUUUAAACUGGGAAGCGCACCUCUCGUCAAAGACACAAAGCAAGUGUUUCCAAACGGACUUCCUGAAGAAUACUCUCUAGUUGCUACGUUCCGUGUCCGGCGAAAUACCAAGAAAGAGCGUUGGUAUAUAUGGCAAGUUUUAAAUCAGUAUGACACACCUGAGAUCUCUGUCCUUCUGGAUGGUACAAAAAAGGUGGUGGAGUAUAUCACCAAAUCUGCUCAGGAGAAUAUCCUGCACUACACUUUUAAGAGCCGAGAAAUUUAUCCGUUGUUUGAUCGGCAGUGGCAUAAGCUUGGUAUUAGCGUGCAGUCGGGGAUCAUUUCCCUCUAUUUGGAUUGUAAUUUAAUUGAGAGAAAGCAGACUGAUGAAAAAUUCACCAUUGACUUGCAGGGAAGGACUCUGAUUGCUUCUCGUGCUGCAGAUGAUAAGCCUGUAGAUAUUGAACUUCAGCGCAUAGCAGUUUAUUGUAGUCCAGAACUCGCAUCAGAAGAUACCUGUUGUGAAAUAUCUGCAGACCUGUGCCCACGUGAGGAGACCUUACUGGCUACAACUGCAUCACCAGUGACCGUUCGUGCCAGCAAAAUAUACACACGGCCAGGAAUGCAGCAAGAAUCCAGAGAGAGAUGCCACUGCUUUCCAAACAAAGGCGAAGCAGGAUUGCCAGGAGUAGCUGGGUUGCCAGGCCAAAAAGGAGAUAAAGGAGAAAAG